Messenger RNA from Centruroides sculpturatus (bark scorpion), 1083 nucleotides. RefSeq names its product canalicular multispecific organic anion transporter 2-like. NCBI's taxonomy places the organism in Eukaryota, Metazoa, Arthropoda, Arachnida, Scorpiones, Buthidae. Gene Ontology annotation, cellular component: membrane. The coding region runs from base 43 to 1068 and encodes 341 amino acids. The record is from RefSeq and is a predicted model, not a curated record. Gene Ontology annotation, biological process: transmembrane transport. The transcript has 6 exons. Gene Ontology annotation, molecular function: ABC-type transporter activity; ATP hydrolysis activity; ATP binding.
UUUUCUUUUGUAGCUGUAUUUAUAUUUAUUGGUGCAUUAUCUAUGAAUCUUGCAUGUCUGCGUGCAUCUAAAAUUCUACACGAUGAAAUGCUGGUUCGUAUAUUGCAUGCGCCCAUGUCCUUCUUCGACACCACUCCCAUGGGUCGGGUUUUAAACAGAUUUUCUAAAGAUGUAGAUACAACUGAUAUAACUAUCCGAUUUAAUAUUCGCAUGAUGCUUGUUCAGGCAUUUCGAUCCUUAGUUUCUUUUAUCAUUAUUUGCAUGGAAACUGCUUUAUUUCUGGUGGUAGUAAUACCUAUCGGCAUAAUAUAUUAUUUGCUUCAGAAAUUUUACAUUCCCACAUCGCGACAGAUGAAGAGACUCGAAUCUGUAACACGUUCUCCGAUUUAUGCGCAUUUUUCUGAAACAAUAACAGGAACUUCAUCCAUUCGAGCUUAUAGAGCUGCACAAAAAUUUAUCGAUGAGUCAAAUAAUCGCGUAGACACCAAUCAUUCCUGUUAUUAUCCGAGUUUAGCAGCAAAUCGAUGGUUGGCAAUAAGAUUAGAAUUUUUAGGAUACUCCAUAGUAUUUUUUUCUGCAUUAUUUGCUGUUCUUACUAAGAAUGAUUUGAAUCCCGGAAUUGUUGGAUUAUCUGUCAGCUACGCUUUAACGAUAACGGCUAAUUUAAAUAUGUUGGUUCGAGCGAGUGCCGAUGUAGAAACAAAUAUAGUUUCGGUGGAACGUUGCCUGGAAUACAGCGGAAUUAAUACAGAGGCUCCUCGUUAUAAUAAAUCAACCAAACCAGAUGAUUCCUGGCCGAAAAAUGGAAAUAUCAAAUUUGAAAAUUAUUCUACGAGAUACAGAGAAGGAUUAGAUUUAAUUCUGAAUGAUAUAACAUGCGACUUUUCUGCUGGUGACAAGAUUGGUAUUGUAGGAAGAACCGGCGCUGGAAAAUCAUCGCUAACGUUAUCUCUCUUUCGAAUUAUUGAAGCGGCAGCUGGGAAAAUCUAUGUCGAUGACGUCGAUAUUUCUAAAAUUGGGUUGCACGAUCUUCGGUCCAAACUUACAAUUAUUCCUCAGGUAAAAUAAAAUUUCCAUACUUUU